AUGAGUGAUCCAUGGAUUGCGAUAGAGGAUUUUAAUUGUGUCCUCAAUAAGGAGGAAAGAUUUGGGGCAGCAAUGAGAGAUGCUGAAAUGGAGGAUUUUCGUAGGUGUGUUACAAAGUGUGGUAUGGAGGAUAUAAAAUCUAGUGGAUAUUUUUUCACAUGGAAUAAUAAGCAACAAGAGUUGGAUAGAGUGUACUGCAAGUUGGAUAGGGUGAUGGGUAAUGCAGGAUGGAUGGAUUUGUUCCCAACUGCUGAAGCUUAUUUUAUGCAUGAGGGUCUCUUUGAUCGCUCUCCAAUUUCGGUUAGAGUGUACCCUGAGGUGAAUCAGGGUAAAUGUCCAUUUAGGUAUUUCAAUAUAUGGAGUAAGAAUCCAAGGUUCUUGGAAAUUGUGUCUGAAAGCUGGAAUACAGAGGUUACUGGUUCAACAAUGUUCAGGGUGGUUAGAAGAAUGAAGAGUGUGAAAGAGGCUCUAAAGAAGCUAAAUAGGGAGGGCUUCUCUAAUAUUCAUGUAGCUAAAUCCUUGGCAAGAGAGAGGCUCAACCAGGUUCAGAAAAGAGUGCAUAAUGGUGAGAGGGAGGCAAUUGAUGCAGAAAUCCAAGCUGCUGUAGACUACAGAAGAAGCAAUAAAAAGAGGAAAAUUAAGAGUAAUGUGUAUGGCAUAAGAGCUAUUGAUGGUACAUGGGCAGAUUCACCAAAUGGUGUAAAGGAGGCUUUCCUGAAUUAUUAUAAAGGGUUGUUGGGCACUGCAGGAGAAGUGAAGGGCCAAAUUUAUGAAGAUGUAAUUGGUCAGGGGCCUGUACUUACUGAUGAGCAACAGAGAGAACUACUAGAGCCUUUCACAGGCAAGAUGCGAAAUUGA
Molecule: messenger RNA, 858 nt
Organism: Beta vulgaris subsp. vulgaris (sugar beet)
Lineage: Eukaryota; Viridiplantae; Streptophyta; Magnoliopsida; Caryophyllales; Amaranthaceae
Exons: 2
Coding region: 1-858 (285 amino acids)
Source: RefSeq, a predicted model, not a curated record